GCCCCGACCACGGGGAGAUCACCUCCACCCGUCACCUCCUCCUCCCCUCGUCCAGGUCCACCCGGGGCUCCCUCCCCCGGGCCGCCCCCGAACACGAAGUUGGCGGGAGCCUAUAAAAGCCGGUGACGGCGCGACCCGCGGACACACCGUGCAGGCGCCCGAGCAGCCACUGCUAGACCCGCGCCAACUCCUGCCCUGCCCAGACCAGCGGCGCGACCAUGGCCCCUCACUGGGGAUACGGCAAGCACAACGGACCGGAGCACUGGCAUAAGGACUUCCCCAUUGCCAACGGAGAGCGCCAGUCCCCUAUUGAUAUCGACACCAAAGCAGCCAUUCACGAUCCUGGCCUGAAGUCUUUGUUUCCUUCCUACGAGCAAGCGGUUUCUCGGAGGAUCAUCAACAACGGUCACUCUUUCAACGUGGAAUUUGAUGACUCCCAGGACAAAGCAGUGCUGAAAGGAGGACCCCUCACUGGCACAUACAGAUUGAUUCAGUUUCACUUUCACUGGGGUUCGUCUGAUGGGCAAGGAUCUGAGCAUACUGUGGAUAAAAAGAAAUAUGCUGCAGAGCUUCACUUGGUUCAUUGGAACACCAAAUAUGGGGAUUUUGGAAAAGCUGUGCAGCAACCUGAUGGACUGGCUGUUUUGGGUAUUUUUUUAAAGAUUGGUGAUGCCAACCCGGGCCUACAAAAAGUCCUUGAUGCACUGGACUCCAUUAAAACAAAGGGUAAGAGUGCUGACUUCGCUAACUUUGACCCUCGUGUCCUCCUUCCGGAAAGCUUGGACUACUGGACCUACCCAGGCUCCUUGACCACUCCUCCUCUUCUGGAAUGUGUGACCUGGAUCCUGCUCAAGGAGCCCAUCAGCGUUAGCAGUGAGCAGAUGCUGAAAUUCCGUAAGCUUAAUUUCAAUAAGGAGGGCGAACCAGAAGAACUGAUGGUUGACAACUGGCGCCCAGCUCAGCCGCUGAACAACAGAAAAAUUAAUGCUUCCUUCAAAUAAGAUGGUCCCGGAGCCCAGGACCAAAGAAUGGACCUCUGGGUUUCCCUUUAGCUAAGCACAAAUCUACCUUGUUGAAUUGGACCUUGGCUGCUUUGCAUCUGGUUUUCUAGACCUUUCAUUUCUCACCUGAUGUGCUUAUUAGUAAAAUGUGAAGAACCUGACCAGGUGUCAUCCUUGACAGAAUUGCUGUGACGGGUGCUUUGCUUAUGGUAGUAGCCUUUCUGUAGUGGAGAAUAUAGUUCAAGGAAUAGGGGAAAAAAUACCUUGACUUUGUUCAUAGAACAGAGGGUGAUGAGCAUUGACAAUUGUUCACAAAAAUGCUAGUUUUAAAGCAUAGGAAAAUAGAAUGAGUGCAAAUCCCUAUCAUGAGAUAAAUUGAGCUACGUAAUGUACAUCAGGUAAAAUAGUCAUGAUUCUGUGUAAUGUGAAUCAGGUAAAAUAAAUAUUCAUGAUUCCAAGAUGUUAUAUUAAUGAGCAAAUUUUAAAUUCUUAUAUAUUUGUAGCAAUGUUAAAUAUGAAUUAUGUUGUAAUUUAGUGACUUUUGAAUUACAGAGAUAUAAAUGAAGUAUUAUCUGUAAAAUUGGUAUAAUUAUAGUUGUGAUACAGAGUAUAUUUCCAUUCAAAUAAUAUAUCAUAACUUAAUAAAUAUUGUAUUUUAGAUAUAUUCUCUAAUAAAAUUUGGACUU
Puma concolor (puma) is the source of this 1687-nucleotide messenger RNA. It is a transcript of the gene CA2, whose product is annotated as carbonic anhydrase 2. Lineage: Eukaryota; Metazoa; Chordata; Mammalia; Carnivora; Felidae. Gene Ontology annotation, biological process: regulation of intracellular pH; carbon dioxide transport. Gene Ontology annotation, cellular component: cytoplasm; plasma membrane; apical part of cell. The record is from RefSeq and is a predicted model, not a curated record. Gene Ontology annotation, molecular function: carbonate dehydratase activity; zinc ion binding.